Molecule: messenger RNA, 3854 nt
Organism: Lotus japonicus
Lineage: Eukaryota; Viridiplantae; Streptophyta; Magnoliopsida; Fabales; Fabaceae
Exons: 11
Coding region: 1-3660 (1219 amino acids)
Biological process (GO): lignin catabolic process
Cellular component (GO): apoplast
Molecular function (GO): hydroquinone:oxygen oxidoreductase activity; copper ion binding
Source: RefSeq, a predicted model, not a curated record
AUGAUAGUGAAGGAAGGAACGUCUCGAGGGCUUCAGGGUCUCCUCAUGCCGAAUCUCAAUAUUGCUUCAUGCGGUGUUAUGCUUGCUAACUCUUCUAGCGUCGACCCUUCUUAUGUUGCUUUGGGGGUGCUUACCCCUAGGGCUAGGGGAAGGCCGAAGAAAGUUGAGAAUAAAGGAAAGAAUAAAAAGGGCCUUGUUGUGAGCUCUAGUGGAUUUGUUGUAGCAAUGGGCACAGACGUGGAUGUGGAUGCUGAUUCGAGAGGGAAGGAGCUGAUGGUGAGAGAUGCUCCGUACACAAAACUUUGCAGCACAAAAAACAUCUUAACUGUAAACGGCCAGUUUCCUGGGCCAACUCUUUAUGUGACCAAAGAAGAAACAAUUAUUGUUGAUGUUUAUAACAGAGCUGACUACAACAUCACUAUCCACUGGCAUGGAGUGAACCAACCAAGAUAUCCAUGGUCAGAUGGCCCUGAAUAUGUCACGCAAUGUCCGAUUCGACCUGGUGGGAAGUUCAGUCAAAAGGUCAUAUUUUCUGAAGAAGAAGGCACACUAUGGUGGCAUGCUCACAGUGACGGGUCUCACGCCACCGUUCAUGGGGCUAUUGUGAUCCAACCCAAGCUUGGAACUACUUAUCCAUUUCCAAAACCCCACGAAGAGGUCCCCAUUAUAUUAGGUGAAUGGUGGAAGAAAGAUGUUGUUGAGGUUUAUAAAGAUUUUCGGAAAUCUGGAGGAGAUCUUGUAGUUUCUGAUGCUUACACAAUUAAUGGUCAACCGGGUGAUCUAUAUCCAUGCUCAAAGAACGAAACCUUCAAGCUUAGGGUUGAUUAUGGCAAAACAUAUCUUCUCAGAAUGGUCAAUGCUGCAGUUCAAGAAAUGUUGUUCUUUGCAAUUGCCAAACACCAACUCACAGUGGUAGGAACUGAUGGUAGCUAUGUAAAGCCAUUGAAGGUAGAUUACAUAACAAUAUCUCCUGGGCAAACAAUGGAUGUGUUACUAGAAGCAAACCAACCAUUAGAUAACUAUUACAUGGCUUCCAAAGCAUAUUCAAGUGCACUUGGCGUUCCCUUUGAUAACACCACAACCACUGCUAUAGUACAAUACAAGGGGAAUUACAUUCCAACUUCAAGCACCCCUUCUUUGCCCUCACUUCCAGAUUCAGGGGACACCAACUCCUCUAUUAAUAUCAUAAGUGAACUGAAAACUUUAGCUGAUGAAGAACACCCAAUUGAGGUUCCCUUAAACAUAACAACAAACUUGUUCUUCACAGUCUCAGUUAACACAUUACCGUGUGAUUCAAAUGGUAAUUCAACAUGUGAUGGCCCCAAUGGAAACUGUCUCUCAGCUAGCAUGAACAACGUGAGCUUUCAAAUGCCAGCUGACAACAACAUUUUGCAAGCUUACUACAACAACAUUAGUGGUGUGUUUGGGGAAAAUUUCCCUGAUGUGCCAACUUUUCCUUUUGAUUUCACUGGUAGUAAUCUUCCUGCGUUUCUGAAUACUCCAUCAGUGGCUACAGAGGUGAAUGUGCUUGAGUAUGACUCAACAGUGGAGAUUGUUCUUCAGGGGUUAAACGUGUUGACAGGUACAGAGCAUCCUAUACACAUGCAUGGCACCAGUUUCUUUGUGGUUGGAUGGGGAUUUGGGAACUUUGACAAGGAAAAGGAUCCAUUGAAUUAUAAUCUUGUUGACCCUCCUUAUCAGAAUACCGUAGCUAUACCCAAAAACGGUUGGACAGCCAUAAGAUUCAGAGCUAAAAAUCCAGGUGUAUGGUUCAUGCAUUGCCAUUUAGAGCGACAUGCCAGUUGGGGUAUGGCUAUGACUUUCAUUGUGAAGGAUGGUAACAACCCUGAAGAGAAGAUACUACCACCACCAUUAGACAUGCCACAAUGUCAAUUCAUUGAAGCAGUAGAGCAGUCAAUUUAUUCCAAUACUUCAUCACGCAUCUACAGCUCAAGUAUGAAAAUCCUAUUCCUCCAAGUUUUGCUAUUUUUGUUCAUCAAUCUCCUGCUCACUUGUCUGGCACUGAGGCAUCACAAGUUCGAGGUGAGAGAAGUUUCGUACACAAAACUUUGCAGCACAAAAAACAUCUUGACCGUAAACGGGCAGUUUCCUGGGCCAACUCUUUAUGUGACCAAAGGAGAAACCAUUAUUGUUCAUGUCUAUAACCGAGCUAACUACAACAUCACAAUCCAUUGGCAUGGAGUCAACCAACCAAGAUAUCCAUGGUCAGAUGGCCCUGAAUAUGUGACACAAUGUCCGAUUCAACCCGGUGGGAAGUUCAAUCAGAAGGUCAUAUUUUCUGAAGAAGAAGGCACGCUAUGGUGGCAUGCUCACAGUGACUGGUCUCGCGCCACCGUUCAUGGGGCUAUUGUGGUACAACCUAAGCUUGGAACUACUUAUCCAUUUCCAAAACCCCACAAAGAGGUCCCCAUUAUAUUAGGUGAAUGGUGGAAGAAAGAUGUUGUUGAGGUUCAUAAAGAUUUUCAGAAAUCUGGAGGAGCUCCUGUAGUUUCUGAUGCUUACACAAUUAAUGGUCAUCCCGGUGAUCUAUAUCCAUGUUCAAAGAACGAAACAUUCAAGCUUAGGGUUGAUUAUGGCAAAACAUAUCUUCUUCGAAUGGUUAAUGCUGUAGUUCAAGAAAUGUUGUUCUUUGCAAUUUCCAAACAUCAACUCACAGUGGUAGGAACUGAUGGUAGUUAUGUAAAGCCAUUGACGGUAGAUUACAUAACAAUAUCUCCUGGACAAACAAUGGAUGUGUUACUAGAAGCAAACCAACCAUUAGAUAACUAUUACAUGGCUUCCAAAGCAUAUUCAAGUCAACCUGUUAUGCCCUUUGAUAACACCACAACCACUGCUAUAGUGCAAUACAAGGGGAAUUAUAUUUCAACUUCAAGCACCCCUUCUUGGCCCUCACUUCCAAAUUCAAGAGACACCAACUCCUCUAUUAAUAUCAUAAGUGAACUGAAAAGUUUAGUUGAUGAAGAACACCCAAUUGAUGUUCCCUUAAACAUAACAACAAACAUGUUCUUCACAAUCUCAGUUAACACAUUACCUUGUGAUCCAAAUGGUAAUUCAACAUGUGAUGGCCCCAAUGGAAACCGUCUCUCAGCUAGCAUGAACAACGUGAGCUUUCAAAUGCCAACAGGCAACAACAUUUUGCAAGCUUACUACAACAACAUUAGUGGUGUGUUUGGGGAAAAUUUCCCUAAUGUGCCAAUUUUGUCUUAUGAUUUCACUGGUAGUAAUCUUCCAGCAUUUCUGAAUACUCCAUCAGUGUCUACAGAGGUGAAUGUGCUUGAGUAUGACUCAACAGUGGAGAUUGUUCUUCAGGCGACUAACUUGUUUGCAGGUAUAGAGCAUCCUAUGCACCUGCAUGGCACGAGUUUCUAUGUGGUUGGAUGGGGAUUUGGGAACUUUGACAAAGAAAAGGAUCCAUUAGGGUAUAAUCUUGUUGACCCUCCUUAUCAGAAUACCGUAGCUAUACCAAAAAACGGUUGGACAACCAUAAGAUUCAGAGCUAAAAAUCCAGGUGUAUGGUUCAUGCAUUGCCAUAUAGAGCGACAUGUCAGUUGGGGAAUGGCUAUGACUUUCAUUGUGAAGGAUGGUAAUAACCCUGAAGAGAAGAUGCUCCCACCACCAUUAGACAUGCCACAAUGUUAAUUAGUUGAAGCAGAGCAGCUAAUUCAUUCCAAUUGUAUUUCAAUUCUUUCAUUCAAUUGUAUUUUCUUGUUUUAUUAUUUCAUUUAUAUUAAGUAAAACUUUGUGUUACAAGAAUGAAAUAUGAAAGUUGUGUAACUGCUACAAAACGUAAUUGGUUCUUAAUAUAUGAGUUUUAUGUUCAAAUUGUCAAUAAA